Messenger RNA from Syzygium oleosum, 1043 nucleotides. Its product is annotated as telomere repeat-binding factor 4-like. Gene Ontology annotation, cellular component: nucleosome. The record is from RefSeq and is a predicted model, not a curated record. Gene Ontology annotation, biological process: nucleosome assembly. The transcript has 6 exons. The coding region runs from base 47 to 871 and encodes 274 amino acids. NCBI's taxonomy places the organism in Eukaryota, Viridiplantae, Streptophyta, Magnoliopsida, Myrtales, Myrtaceae. Gene Ontology annotation, molecular function: double-stranded telomeric DNA binding.
GUCGCCGGAGAAUCGGCCGGAGAAUCGCCGGAGGAGGAGGGGAGGGAUGGGGAACCAGAAGCUGAAGUGGACGAAGGAUGAGGAGGAGGCCCUCCUCGCCGGAAUCGCCAAGCACGGCCCCGGGAAGUGGAAGAACAUCCUCAAGGACCCCGAGUUCGCUCCCGCCCUCCUCAAUCGCUCCAACAUCGACCUCAAGGACAAGUGGCGUAACUUGAGCGUCGGUAAUUCUGGACAAGGUUCUAAAGAUAAACAAAGGCUGCCAAAAGUUAAAAGUCUGAUGGCCGUUCCACAGUCCAGUACUGCACCUCUAACUCCACAAGCUCAUGCUGCAUCUACUGAUGUUGCCAUGGUCAAUUCGUCAAAUAGCUUUCAAGAUGGCAAAAAUUAUUCACUGUACAACACGCUCAUAUUUGAAUCACUUUCAUCCACGAAAGGUCCCAAUGGAUCCGAUAUUGGUGCUAUUGUUAGCUUCAUUGAGCAAAGGCAAGAGGUGCCGCCAAAUUUUAGACGAUUAUUGAGUUCAAAAUUGAGAAGGCUUGUUUCUCAAGGCAAACUCGAAAAGGUGCAGAAUUAUUAUAAGAUCAGUCUACAAGCUCCUCUAGGAACAAAAACAAAUGUCCCUGAGCAGAAGGAUGUUCGGUUCCUGCCGUCACAGCAGUUGGCAUUGUCAAGUCAUGAGACACUGAAAGAGGUGGCAAUGGCUGCUGCCUACAACAUUGUUGAAGCAGAGAACAAAUCGUUUUUGGCUGCCGAGGCUGUUAAGGAGGCUGAACGAGUCUCAAAAAUGGCAGAUGACGCAGUUAUGACGCUACAGCUAGUACAAGAAAUCUACGAACAAUGUUUGCAAAGUGAAAUUGUUCUCAGGGCGUGACUCAUUCAGUGUAACUCCAAAGGAUUAUAUACUCGCUGUAAUUAUCUGACUUGCCUUGCCUGUAAAUUUUUUCCAUGGAAAAUACUUAGGAUUUUCUCGCCUUAAGCGCUCUUAUUUGGUUGAAUAUCUGUUAAAUCAUAUAUGUUGCUGUUUAAGAGUAAAUAAUUCUUUA